Colossoma macropomum (tambaqui) is the source of this 1489-nucleotide messenger RNA. Its product is annotated as GTPase IMAP family member 7-like. Bases 43 to 1035 code for a protein of 330 amino acids. Lineage: Eukaryota; Metazoa; Chordata; Actinopteri; Characiformes; Serrasalmidae. Gene Ontology annotation, molecular function: GTP binding. The record is from RefSeq and is a predicted model, not a curated record. The transcript has 3 exons.
ACCGGAAACAGCCUCCAUUAUUCAGCUUCCUGUUCACUCGAAAUGGCUGCGAACAGUGAAGGCAGCGAACUGGCGUGUACAGCUGACAAAGAGCCAGCAGAGACCAGAAGCAUGGAUCAACCUCUCAGGUUCUCUGAACUAAGGAUAGUGCUGGUGGGGAAGACUGGUGUGGGGAAGAGCUCUACUGGAAACACCAUCUUCGGUCAUGAGGUCUUCCACGUGUCCAGUUCAGCUCAGUCAGUAACCAAGGAAUGUCAGAAGGCCAGAGCAGAGGUUGAUGGCUGUAAAGUGUCUGUGGUCGACACUCCUGGUUUAUUUGACACUGACCUGACAGAAACAGCAGUAAUUAACAGAGUGGUUGAAUGUAUCACUCUGUCCUGUCCUGGACCACAUGUCUUCCUCCUGGUGCUCAGACUGCGUCACUUCACCAAAGAAGAGAGUGAGACGGUGAAGAGACUGCAGUGGAUCUUUGGUGAUGAGGCAUCCAAAUACACCAUCAUUCUCUUCACUGAGGGGGACAGACUGAAAACCAAGACCAUAGAGGAGUAUUUGGCUACAGCAGAAAAGGAGCUGAGUCAAGUGGUGGAGACGUGUGGUGGACGCUAUCAUGUCUUUAAUAACAAGAACAUGGAACACCGCACUCAGGUCACUGGACUGAUGGAUAAGAUCUUUAAAAUGGUGUCAGAAAAUAAUGAUGGAUGCUACACCAAUGAGAUGUAUAAAAAUGUGGAAAGAGCGAUUCAGGAAAGAGAGGAAUUGCUGAAGAGCGAGAUGGACGAGAGAGAGGAAGAGUUGAGAAAUGAGAUGCAUGAAAGAGAGGAAGAGCUGAGAAAUGAGAUGCAUGAGAACAUGGAAAGAGCAAUUCAGGAGAGAGAGGAAAAGCUGAGAAAUGAGAUGAAAAAACUGGCUAUGGCGAAAAACACAGAAAUAGACCAGUUGAGCUCGAAGCUUACAGAAAAAGUUGUGAAGGAUGUGAAAAAAAAGAAAAAAUUUUCAGAGUUUAUAAAAGUCGCAGAGCAGUGUAAACAGCAGUGAUAGUGCUUCUUCCUCGAUUUGAGGCCUAAAUUUGUUGUGUACGUUAAAUGUUGUGCGAGUAUGUAUGUAUAUAUGUAUAUGUAUAAUCACAGUUGGAACAAAACCUUGUGUCUUGUAUUUUGUUGUUGUUCAUUUUGUCUUACAUAAUAUGAAAACUUCAGCUGCUCUUUACAUUGUGUUAAAGUUAACGAUGAAUGGACCAACAGAAAUGGCUCAAAAUUACUUAGAAAAAUCCUGUUACUUUAACUUCAAUUCCACAAUUCCAAUCAAAUUUCAUUCUCAUGAAAAGUUAAAAUAUGAAGUUUUGUUCCAAAAGCAACGCUAUGUAUAUAAGCAAUUUGUAUGCGGGAAGUAUGCAUAAUGAUCCAUAGCUUUGUAAAUCUAUUUUAAGUUCAUUUAAAUGCAAAAAUGUACAUACAGUACCUGUAUAUAUUAAUAAUGGUGUAUAUGAAUA